Molecule: messenger RNA, 600 nt
Organism: Castor canadensis (American beaver)
Lineage: Eukaryota; Metazoa; Chordata; Mammalia; Rodentia; Castoridae
Gene: Guca1b
Product: guanylate cyclase activator 1B
Biological process (GO): visual perception
Cellular component (GO): photoreceptor inner segment; cone photoreceptor outer segment
Molecular function (GO): calcium ion binding; calcium sensitive guanylate cyclase activator activity
Source: RefSeq, a predicted model, not a curated record
AUGGGGCAGCAGUUCAGUUGGGAAGAGGUGGAGGCAGCUGGAGAGAUGGAUGUGGCAGAGUUGCAAGAGUGGUACAAGAAGUUCGUAGUGGGGUGCCCCAGCGGCACACUCUUCAUGCACGAGUUUAAGCGCUUCUUCAAGGUCACGGGCAAUGAGGAGGCCACGCAGUAUGUAGAGGGCAUGUUCCGAGCCUUCGACAAGAAUGGGGACAACACCAUUGACUUCCUGGAGUAUAUGGUAGCCCUUGUGCUGCGGGGCGCCCUAGAGCACAAGCUAAGGUGGACCUUCAAGAUCUACGACAAGGACCGCAAUGGCUGCAUCGACCGCCCGGAGCUACUUGACAUCGUGCAGGCGAUUUACAAGCUGAAGAAAGCCUGCCAGGUAGAGAUGGAGCUGGAGCAGCAAGGCCAGCUGCUCACCCCUGAGGAGGUCGUGGACAGGAUCUUCCUGCUGGUGGAUGAGAAUGGAGAUGGCCAGCUCUCUCUGAAUGAGUUCAUUGAAGGUGCCCGUCGUGACAAGUGGGUGAUGAAGAUGCUGCAGAUGGACGUGAACCCUGGCGGCUGGAUCACUCAACAAAGGAGGAAAAGUGCCAUGUUCUGA